AUGAUCUUAAAUAAAGUACUUGGGUUAUUAGCCAUUGCGGUGAGUGUCAUCCAUGGUGCAGACUACUACAAUCCCGAUAUCCAAGCAGAUAUCGAAGCAGCCAUUGUCUCUUCUGUCAUUUACGCUCCUGUUCCUACUCCGCGCAUGCUCAUAGCGGCUGAACCACCCGAAUACACUGCUUCCAAUGACGCAAAAACUGUGUGUCAUAACUAUCGCACUGAUUUCAAAUCUAAUUUAAGAGGUUGGCAGGUAGAGAAUACAAUGCAGGAUACAUACGAUAUCAAUGAAGUGGCGGAAUUACCGUAUAAUUUACAUGGCGGAAGAGGCCCCACAUUAAAUGCAACGACGUAUAUCCGGUACGGUAAAAUCUCUGCCACCAUUAAAUCUGCUGGUACAGGUGGAUCCGUCACUGCUUUUAUCUUGAUGGCGGAUGGAGGCGAUGAAAUUGAUUUUGAAUUUUUAGGUGGAGAUACGAGUCAUGUGCAGAGCAAUUACUUUUGGGGUAAAACAGUGGAAUAUACUGUGAAUGGAGGUAUUCAUGAUGUACCCAAUGGUGCUGUGGAUCAAACAUUUCACAAGUACACGAUUGAUUGGACACCUGAUAAAAUUGAUUGGUUAGUGGAUGAUAAAGUUGUCCGUACAAGAUUAAAAGCAGAUACGUGUGAUAAACAAGGUCAAUGUAAAUUCCCAUCUCAACCGGCACGAAUUCAAUUUGGCUUAUGGGACGGAAGUAUAGAAUCGGGUACAGCUGAAUGGUCUAGAGGUCCCAUUGAUUGGGCACUACCUCAAACUAUUUCCGCACAUAUUAAAGAUGUUACUGUCGACUGCAACCCAGCAUAUAAUCAAAUUGUCAACUAA
Messenger RNA from Mucor mucedo, 858 nucleotides. RefSeq names its product concanavalin A-like lectin/glucanase domain-containing protein. Gene Ontology annotation, cellular component: fungal-type cell wall. Gene Ontology annotation, molecular function: hydrolase activity, hydrolyzing O-glycosyl compounds; glycosyltransferase activity. NCBI's taxonomy places the organism in Eukaryota, Fungi, Mucoromycota, Mucoromycetes, Mucorales, Mucoraceae. The coding region runs from base 1 to 858 and encodes 285 amino acids. The record is from RefSeq and is a predicted model, not a curated record. The transcript is spliced from 5 exons. Gene Ontology annotation, biological process: carbohydrate metabolic process; fungal-type cell wall organization.